This is a messenger RNA of Sceloporus undulatus (fence lizard), 1392 nucleotides long. Its product is annotated as valine--tRNA ligase, mitochondrial-like. Gene Ontology annotation, biological process: valyl-tRNA aminoacylation. Gene Ontology annotation, molecular function: ATP binding; valine-tRNA ligase activity. NCBI's taxonomy places the organism in Eukaryota, Metazoa, Chordata, Lepidosauria, Squamata, Phrynosomatidae. The record is from RefSeq and is a predicted model, not a curated record. The transcript has 5 exons. Gene Ontology annotation, cellular component: cytosol. The coding region runs from base 149 to 811 and encodes 220 amino acids.
AGGCAAUGGCAUUAACCUGGAUGUGGCCACAGUGGAAAAUGCUAGUCGCUUUUGCAACAAGGUGUGGAAUGCUCUGAAGUUCACUUUGGCAGCCUUGGGAGAAGGAUUUAAUCCACUGGCUCCAGAGGAGGUCUUCCCUAAGUCUCCAAUGGAUAAAUGGAUUCUCAGUCGUCUGUAUCACACAGUGGUAGAUUGUGCCCAGUGGUUUGAAGAAUAUGAACUGCAUUCUGUUGCCUCUUCAGUCCAUCUUUUCUGGUUGCAUGAUUUCUGUGAUGUCUACCUGGAGUCUGUAAAACCCAUACUGAGGAGUGGGGAUCCAUCUCAGCUCCUUGCCACCUGUCAAACUUUGCACAGCUGUGUGGACCUGGCUCUGCGUCUCCUGUCUCCCUUUAUGCCUUUUCUCACAGAGGAGCUGUGGCAGCGGCUUCCCAAGAGGGACUCCAAGUCUCCUCCCAGCAUCUGUGUGGCCAGAUACCCAAGCAAAGAGCACCUGGCUCACUGGUGUCAUCCUGAGGAAGAGGCAAACUUCCUGUUGGUACAGGAAGUUGUCAGAGUGGUGCGUUCCCUAAGGGCAACUUACCAGCUCACUAAAGCUCGGCCAGCAGUAUAUCUGAUCUGUCCAGAGGCAGUUCCACUUAGUGCAUAUAAAAACUAUUGGGAAGCACUGCAGACUUUAUCCUUGGCUGGAUCUCUUAGGUUCCUUCCUGAUUCUGAGGGAGCACAGCCACCUGCAAGCUGUGUGUUUGCAAGGGCAAACAGUCAUACUGACAUCUAUGUGGAUCUGCAGGUAAGACCAAAAAUGGGUCAUUAAUGGGUUCAAGACAAUGGGGUUUAUUAGGAAAAUGUAGAAUGAUGGUGAAAAGUGAAACGUAUGGUGGGAAGAUUGUGGGUCAGUGUCAGACAGGAGAUUAUAAAUUUGAAUUACCUUAUUUAUAUAUUUUCUUAUCUUUCUCCCAGUGCAUUACCCAAGGAAACCUACAAUGUAAAUUAAAACAAAAUACCACUAAAAGCCAAUCAGUUAUAACAUUAUAGUUAAAAAAACCCAGUGCUUGGAGGCAAGCACUGAACUAAAAUAAUUUUGAAGCAUUUAAAAGCAUGACAGGAAAAUGGGGUGGGGGGAGAAGGAUGGCACAUCCCCCAUUAGAAGACCCUUUGCAGGAACACUAUCUAAAUAAAAAGGCCAUUAGGAAAAGAAAGUGAUUAAAUGUCCGGCGGCAGCAGCAACAUUCCAGUGUGCGGUAAACUCCCAUUCUGAGCCCCAUCCCAUUCCCAGAACGGGGCCAUUCCAGGGCCCGUGCAAUAAAUAUCUGUUAUACCACCUUAUCAGAGAAGCAGAUAGAUAUUGGAGGAGAGGACCUUAGCUGCACCAGCUAAACUAGUCUGUUGCCUUCU